AGUGUGGUAAGUCUCCCUUUGACUUGGUAUUUGUAAAAAAUAAUAUUAAACACUUCAAUCAGAUCUGACCUUUACAAUAAUAAUAUUAAUCACAAUUAAAUAAACAAAAACAAAUUAUAAAUGUCUUCCAGAUUAAUCAGUUUUGGGAACACACAUUUCAGUGUAGAUUUGCACCACCUCCAGCAGGUUGGGUGGAAGCUGGAGGAGAAUUAUGCACUGGACAGGAAGUUAUAGAGAAUGUGGAGAAUGAGUUAUUUGAUGUUUCAGACCUCAGGCCAGAGUAUAAUGUGUAUAAGGCUGUGUACGCUCUGGCAUAUGCUCUUGAUGACAUGCUGCAGUGUGAGCCAGGGAGAGGACCUUUCAGCAACAACACCUGUGCUCAUUUACAAAGACUGGAGCCAUGGCAGGUGAGAUAUCAGUUUACACUCAACUCUUAACUUCAUUUAAUCCUUUGUAUUUCUUUUAAGGUUGAAUGAAGUUAAUACACUAAUAAAUGAAAACAUCUCACUUUCCCAAUACAGCUAGGAGAUAGUGGAUUGCAAUAUCAGGACAAGGUAUAAGUAUAUAAUUGUCAUGUGAUGUCACUUGGAGGAAGGAAAUUAUUUGAUGGAAUUAUUAUUUUUUUUUUUUUUAAAGGUUCAUGCUGCAAUAAUUAGUUUAAUAUGUAUUUGUCUGUACUGCUGUGUUCACAAAUAUACUGUCACAAAAAUAUUUUAUCAUACAAUUUAAAGAGUCUUUUAUUUCAGAAUGAGUACGAACUGAGGCCAGAGGCAUUGUUUUCAAGUUGUCAGUCAGUAAUCUUUGACAAAUCCUGUCAACUUUGGGACAAACAGUCACUUUUUUGUUCUUAAUUCCUUUUGUGUCUGAUUCUAUUAUCCAAAGGUUGUGCAUUACUUGGAAAAAGUUAACUUCACCACAACAUUUGGUGAUCAAGUAUCAUUUGAUGAGAAUGGUGACUCCAUACCAAUAUAUGACAUCAUAAAUUGGGUGUGGCUCCCUAAUGGAAGAACUAACGUUCAGAGAGUGGGUGAGUUUAAGAGGUCAGCCUUCAAAGGUGAAGAACUCACACUGGAUGAAGACAAAAUCUUCUGGAACUUUGAAUCCAAACAGGUUCAUUCUUAAUUUUAUUUAAAAUAUUAUAAUGUCUCUUUCCCCCACUCACUGGGCUGGAGUCUUAUUUUCCCUCUGAUACCACAGAGGUUUGCUAUGGUCCAUCUGACAUGAAUGAUGUCAUCCACCCAUGCGUGUGAUGGCACUGACAAAUCCUACAUGGACAUAAAUGUACACUCCAACACUUUUUGGCUGCACUGCACUCGCUACACUACAUUUUCAAGGUUUAUUUAACACAAUACUUUCAAGUCUAGUUGGUGGGACCCUCUUGUUUUGGUUGAAGAAGUGACAUCAAUGAAGACAAUAAGUAUGGACUCUUGCCUGGAGAAUAAUUGGUGAUACUAUCACUUGCACAAAGACUGCAAAAACAAACAAAUAGGGCUGAUCUCUUGGUGAGAAACCACUGAUUUUGUGAGGUGAUAUGUUUGAACAGAAGAUUACACACAUUGUUGUAAAUGUAAUCUUUGCCAUGGAGGCGUAAACGGAAAUCCAUAGCAACUCUCUGCGGACACAGAACAGUAUGAAGUGGCUAUAAAGCUAUGAAAACGGUUUUAUGUUUCUGCACACAGCCCCCUCGGUCAGUGUGCAGUGAAAGCUGUCAUCCAGGUACCCGCAUGGCCACAAAGAAAGGAGAACCUGAGUGUUGUUUUGACUGUGUCCCUUGUUCUGAGGGAAAGAUCAGCAAUACAACUGACUCCAUGGAGUGCACCAGUUGUCCAGAGGAUUUCUGGUCCAGCCCCCAGCGUGACCACUGUGUUCCUAAAAAAACAGAGUUCCUCUCCUACCAUGAGCCUCUGGGUAUCUGCUUGACAACCACCUCACUGUUGGGCACAUUUAUCUGUGUUGUUGUUCUGGGCAUCUUCAUCCAUCAUCACAGCACACCUAUAGUUCGUGCCAACAAUUCAGAACUCAGUUUUCUUCUCUUGGUGUCGCUCAAAUUGUGUUUCUUGUGUUCAUUGCUCUUCAUUGGACGACCCAGAUUAUGGACUUGCCAACUAAGACAUGCAGCAUUUGGCAUCAGCUUUGUGCUUUGUGUCUCAUGUAUCCUGGUGAAAACCAUGGUGGUUCUGGCUGUGUUCAGGGCCUCCAAACCAGGAGGUGAGUCCAGUCUGAAGUGGUUUGGUGCUGUGCAGCAGAGAGGGACAGUUCUGGUUCUGACCUCUAUUCAAGCAGCAAUCUGCACUGUCUGGCUUGUCUCUGCUUCACCAAUGCCUCAUAAAAACACCCAGUAUCACAGUGACAAGAUAGUUUAUGAGUGUAUAGUUGGGUCCACAGUUGGUUUUGCAGUUUUACUUGGUUAUAUUGGUUUACUGGCUGUCCUCAGUUGUUUAUUAGCUUUUCUUGCAAAAAAUCUUCCAGACAGUUUCAAUGAGGCCAAACAUAUCACUUUCAGCAUGCUGAUCUUCUGUGCAGUGUGGGUGGCCUUUGUCCCUGCUUACAUCAGCUCACCAGGCAAAUAUGCAGAUGCAGUAGAGGUAUUUGCCAUCCUUGCCUCCAGUUUUGGCCUCUUGGUGGCGCUGUUUGGACCCAAAUGUUAUAUAAUCCUGUUGAGACCAGAACAAAACACAAAAAAAGCUAUCAUGAGUCGUGGCACCACAAAGUAAAACUGGGAACACGGUUGUCUCUCUGUCUAUCCUCUGUAUUUUAGAAUUGAGUGGUACUUAUAAGAUCACAAUACAGGCAAUAAAAUGAUUAAAACACAUAAAAAAUACUAGCCAUCUUUUUAAAGUCAGUAUAUAUAGACCUGCAAAUGUGGGUCCACAGUUUGAAAUAGACAUGUAGUCUUCAGCUUAAACAGAAGGUUAAGUGUUUUGUUUUCCACCUUGGUAACUUUGGACAAAUGUUAACUCCUUAUGUGGUCGGUACAAUAGCUGAGGGGCCACACGGUGGUGUAGU
This is a messenger RNA of Solea solea (common sole), 3006 nucleotides long. Its product is annotated as vomeronasal type-2 receptor 26-like. Bases 1650 to 2714 code for a protein of 354 amino acids. Gene Ontology annotation, cellular component: membrane. Gene Ontology annotation, biological process: G protein-coupled receptor signaling pathway. The transcript has 2 exons. The record is from RefSeq and is a predicted model, not a curated record. NCBI's taxonomy places the organism in Eukaryota, Metazoa, Chordata, Actinopteri, Pleuronectiformes, Soleidae. Gene Ontology annotation, molecular function: G protein-coupled receptor activity.